AUGGCAACCAGCAAAAUAAAUGGGAAAAAAGAUAAUCACUCAACAUCUGGUGUCUCUACGAAUGCAACUUCAAAUCGAUGUAUGAACAUGCAAAGAAUGCAAAAUGUUCUUCUGAUUUGGCUAGACAACAAUAUUGAUGAUGAUAAUGCUGAUUGUAAUAAUACAAUCAAGCAAUUGAAACGUGUAGUUAACAACUUAAACACGUUUACUGAUGAUAAUCAAUGCAUUGAAUUUAUUCAAACCAUUAACAACAACAAAGUAUGUAUGAUUGUUUCUGGUUCACUUGGGCAACAUAUUGUGCCUCACGUACAUGAUAUAUCUCAAGUAGACACCAUUUUCAUUUUUUGUAACAAUCAAGAAUGGCAUAAACAAUGGGCCAAACAAUGGCCUAAAAUAAAAGGAAUCUUCACAGAUAUAACAUCAAUCUGUGAAGCUCUUAAACAAGCUGCUCACCAAUGUGAGCAAAAUGUAAUUUCGAUUAGUUUUGUGGCAUCAAACAAAAAGUUGGAUCAAUUAGAUCCAUCAUUUAUGUACACUCAGAUCUUGAAAGAGAUCCUACUAACGAUCAACUUCGAAGACAAACACAUGAGGCAAUUUAUUACUUACUGUCGUGAAGUACUUGAUGAUGAUGAAAAUGAAAUAAAAAAUGUUGAUCAUCUACAAACAACAUACAAAAACAACAUACCCAUAUGGUGGUAUACAUGGGAUGCAUUUUUAUAUCGUAUGCUUAAUUGUGCAUUAAGAUCAAUGGACGCUGAUAUCAUUGUUCGAAUGGGUUUCUUUAUUAAUGAUCUACAUCGUGAUAUUCAACGACUCCAUUCAGAACAAUUUGAUGAUCAUCAGUCAAGUAAAACAUUUACAGUUUACCGUGGACAAGGUCUUUCAAAAGAAGAUUUCACUGAAAUGACAAAAACUAAAGGUGGACUUCUCUCAUUUAAUAACUUUUUAUCCACUAGUAAAAAUCGUAAUGUUUCUCUUAAAUUUGCCCGACAAACUGCUACAAAUCCUGAUGUAGUUGGAGUUUUAUUUGUAAUGUCAAUUAAUCCGACUGAUUCAACAACUCCAUUUGCUUCUGUUACAGAUGUUAGUUAUUUUCAUACAGAAGAUGAAGUUCUCUUCUCUAUGCAUACCGUUUUUCGUAUUAGAGAUAUUCAACUAAUGGAUGGAAAUAAUCAUCUAUAUCAAGUCAAUUUGACAUUGACCAGUGAAAACGAUCAAGAUCUUCGAACUCUUAGUGAUCAGAUCCGGCAGGAGACAUUUCCAGAUGAAGAAGGAUGGUACAGAUUGGGAUUAUUACUGAUUAAAAUGGGUCAAUUUACUAAAGCUCAAGAAAUAUAUCAAAUUUUACUUAAUCAAACAACAAAUAAUGAGGAUGAUAAGGCAAAUAUCUACCAUCAACUAGGUCGAAUCAGAUAUUUUCAAGGAGAGUAUAAAGAAGCACUUUUAUCUUAUGAAAAAGCUCUUGCAAUUCGACAACAACUACUUCCUUCCAAUCAUCCUGAUUUGGGUAUGUCCUAUAACAGCAUCGGUAUGGUGUACUACAAAAUGGCUGAUUAUCCAAAAGCACUUAUAUCUCAAGAAAAAGCCCUUACAAGUCAACAACAAUCACUUCCUUCCAACCAUUCUGAUUUGGGUAUGUCCUAUAUCAACAUCGGUAGUGUGUAUUACAGCAUGGGUGAUUAUCCAAAAUCACUUUCUUAUUACGAAAAAGCCCUUGCAACCAAUCAACAAUCACUUCCUUCCAAUCAUCCUCAUUUAGCUUUAUCCUACAUGGGCAUUGGUAAUGUGCAUAACAGCAUGAGUGAUUAUCCAAAAACACUUUCUUAUUAUGAAAAAGCUCUUGUAAUCCAACAACAAUCACUUCCUUCUAAUCAUCCCGACUUGGCUUCUUCCUAUAGCAACAUCGGUUUGGUAUAUUAUAACAUGGGUAAUUAUCCACAAGCACUUUCUUAUUAUGAGAAAGAUCUUGCAAUUCUGCAACAAUCACUACCUUCCAAUCAUCCUAAUUUGGGUGACUCUUGUAACAAAAUCGGCACAGUGUAUCAGAGUAUGAGAAACUAUUCAAAAGCUCAUUCAUUUUAUGAACGUGCUGUACAAAUUGGGAAACAAUCAUUACCAAAAAAUCAUCCAACUCUUCGACAAAGGAGGAAAAACCUCGAACGUAUGAAAAAGAAAUUAUAA
Messenger RNA from Adineta steineri, 2181 nucleotides. Lineage: Eukaryota; Metazoa; Rotifera; Eurotatoria; Adinetida; Adinetidae. The record is from the annotation of a GenBank genome assembly.